Molecule: messenger RNA, 698 nt
Organism: Anisakis simplex (herring worm)
Lineage: Eukaryota; Metazoa; Nematoda; Chromadorea; Rhabditida; Anisakidae
Source: the annotation of a GenBank genome assembly
CGUCAAUAAUUCGUUUGACAUCGGCCUAUUUGGCACUUCGCCGUAUAUUCCCUCGAAUCGAACCAAAUAAAAAUGAUCUGUUCGAAGUGGGCUCAUUUUUGCUGCAAACACUCGACGGUUUUGUGCUCAUUUUGAAUUCAGUCGGUAAAAUGAUGUAUGUAUCGGAGACGGCAUCGGUCCAUCUUGGGCUAUCACAAGUUGAGUUGAUUGGUUCAUCGAUAUUCGAGUUCUUGCAUCGAGACGACGAAAGUGAACUGAGAAGUAUGCUUGAAUGUGCUGACUCAAGACGGAUGAACACGUUGGUACCGUAUACCGAAGAAAUUGAGCGAAUGUUUUUUGUGCGAUUGCGAUGUGUGUUACCAAAACGAAACGCUGGAAUCACAUAUAAUGGCUAUAAAACGAUCAGCUGUUGGGGUUAUUCGAAGAUGUAUCACGGAUAUCUGAGUAGCACAAAUCUCGGUUUGAUCGCUGUUGGAUAUAUGUUGAGCAGGAGUGGUGUCACAGAAAUUAAGCUAUCGCCAUCGGUGUUUAUGUUCAGAGCACGACUCGAUUUGAACAUUAUCUUCAUCGACUCAAGAAUAACCGCAUUGACUGGUUUUGCUGCAUCGUCUUUGCUUGAUCUAUCGCUGUAUCAUAUUGUUUUGCUAGAAGAUGCCCAUAUUAUCGAGAGAGCUCAUCGAAUACGUACGUACACUUGA